GCUUCACUUGUUUUUCUUCUUAUAGCAAUAGAAAAAGAGCGAUCAAGGCUAAAUUAUUUCUUGCUGUUCAUGCGCUUACUAACCCAUAAUUUUAUUGCUUGCUUGCGCUGUGAAGCAUUUCCUCUUGAAAUAAAUGCUUCAGAAGUUAAAAUCAUACCGUUAGAGUUUGAUACCGAGUUCACGCGCUGCAUGCUGGCGCGCAUCGAGUGGUCUUACUUCUUAAAAGCGUAUCAGGCUCUACAAGCAAAACACGAUAUAGUGCAUAGCGGUAAUGAAUGCGGCUCUUUUUCCUUUCCGGAGAGCUUGGAAGCUGCAGACUUGAGUGAUGAUUCGGAGCUUUUGCACGCAUUGCACUAUGCCAUGAAUAUGGUAGAUGUGAAGAGCGGUGUGUUACGUUGCUCGGCUUGUGAAACAACGUAUGAAAUAAAUGAUUUCAUUCCAAAUUUUGUAUUAGAGGGUGGAAAAUGAGGCGCACACCUGUAAUUAUAUCUUACUAACCUUGUUAAUGCGUUUAAAAUAGUAAGAAAAAGGAGACCUGAUAAUGAUCUGCCAUAAAAUUAAUUA
This is a messenger RNA of Phytomonas sp. Hart1, 564 nucleotides long. Lineage: Eukaryota; Euglenozoa; Kinetoplastea; Trypanosomatida; Trypanosomatidae. The record is from the annotation of a GenBank genome assembly.